Messenger RNA from Anopheles maculipalpis, 1012 nucleotides. Its product is annotated as transmembrane protein 177. The record is from RefSeq and is a predicted model, not a curated record. The transcript is spliced from 2 exons. Lineage: Eukaryota; Metazoa; Arthropoda; Insecta; Diptera; Culicidae. Bases 71 to 1012 code for a protein of 313 amino acids.
CACUCAUUACGAUGUAAACAAACUUGUAAACAUCGGUUGAGUAACAUCGUUCUGUUUUGCUUUUCGCACCAUGAAUCGCGCUAAAAAAGUGUCCUUUUUCCUUACCGACACCGGUCGGCAGGUAGUAUUUUACGGUGCAACAACCGUGGCAUUGGGAAUAUUCGCUGGCCAUUACUUUCCACACUCGAUAUGCAUCUCUUACUACAAGGAAUUUGUGCAAGCGUACAAAAAUGGACAAGAAAGAAAACUUUCCGAAAAGCUAGAGCAACGUUACAAGCGUGCAUUGGAUCUGCUAGAUUUGACAGAGUUUGAGAAAAAGUUUGCCUCCCCGUUCGUCGUGUACGGAUUCGAUGUGUUUAACGCGGGUUCGUUCAAAACACGGUACGGAGCGUACGUCGGUAUACCGUCGAACUACGAGUACGAUAGUGCGGCGGAAAUUGAUCGCGCGGAUAUCAAGAUACGUAAUCAACCGAUCGACUGGAACACAGAGCCGGGGAAAUUGCUCGAGGAUGCGCUGGUGCUGAGCGAGGACGAGCAGGUGUUUGGAAUUACGCGUGAACUACUCACCAUGAAGACGUACAAAACGCUCAUACAAUCCAUCAUUCCAACCGUCUCGUGGAUGUUUACGUACAGCUUAGCAUCCCAGCUAAAUGAGCGUUGUAACUUUUACGCACGGCCCCGAUCGUUACGACUGAUGCUGUACACGAUCUGUGGCCUAUUUGGAUUUGGCAUUUAUUCGUUCUCGACCGAUAUGACCGAAAUUUAUUACGAGACGCAUGUCGACAAGCAGAUGGCAACGCUCGGUCCGGAUGUGAUUGAUGCUGGUGCAAGGUUUUAUGAUAAGGUGUUGAAGAAAAAUGUUGCCAUCCGUAAGCUAACGGGGGAAGAUUACUAUACGGCCAAGGGUAAUGUGAACUAUUUGAUCCGACAAAAGGCAGCGCCGUUGACGUUGCGGAAAGAAUUUUUCCAAACAGGAUACAAGGAUUAUGUUGGCACGGAACAAACGAGUUAA